CUUCGUUGCCCUAAAGGUCGGGCCACCAACAGUUCGAUCUUUAUUUGCUUUUCACCGAGAAAGCAAAGGUAAAAGCCACAAGGGAAGGUUCCAAAUUCGAUUAGAACCACGCAAUCAAUGGAGAGUUUACGGUGCCUGUGCCAGUACUUGUCCAAUCACACUCAUCCAGACCAAUCUUCCAAGGACAAAGAUGGACAGUCUGAUCAUGAACCUCAGACUUCUUCUCUUUUCUUGGAUUCACCUCCGAUCUCGUCCAGGUCCUCUCUCUUUUGUGAGGCUCUUCACAUACAAGGAUAUAAAGAGGGCAACAGAUGAUUUCCGCAGAAUCAUUGAUAAUUCGUCACAAGGGGCUGCUUAUAAAGCCAAAUUUCAAAAUGGUCAUGUUGCUCUGGUGAAAGAAGUAAGAGUUUUCAGUGAACAAGAACAUGAGUUCUACAAAGAAGUACAACUCUUGGGGUGCUUACAUCAUCGCCACAUUGUUGCACUUAGUGGGUUUUCCACAGGGCAUAAGAGGUUCCUAGUAUUUGAAAAUAUAGAAAAUGGAAGCCUGAAGGAGCAUCUGAGUGAUCCUCUACGGACUCCCUUGAAUUGGAGGACAAGGCUACAAAUAAUCAUCGGCGUGUCAGCUGCAUUGGAGUAUUUGCAUUUCUUCUGCGACCCUCCAAUAUACCAUGUCUCCAUCAGUUCGAAUACCAUCAUGUUAGAUGAGAACUUUACCGCAAAGCUUGCUGAUGUUGGUGUUCUUAGUUCUGGUGGAAAUCGUGUUCCACUACCUCACUCUUUAUGUUCAGAAGAAUGUGUAGGUCAGGUAUGCAGACACAUAAUCUACCAGCUUGGCUUGCUGAUCCUCGAGCUAAUCACUGGUCAGUCAUCUGAGGGAGGUAUUGAUUUAAUCCAAUGGGUCCAAGAGUCUAACUUUCCAAAAUCGAUACAUAAGAUGAUAGACCCAGAUCUUGGAAAUAGUUAUGAUGCUAUAGAGCUGAAAGGACUUUUAGCUGUAGCAAUGGUUUGUAUUAAAACCACGGACAAGCCAACAAUUUCCAUUCAACAUAUAUUACGCUAUCUCCAGAAGAAGGUAGGUAUGGUACGAAAUACGUAUUGAAUAGAAAUCUAUGCUACCAAGUACAAAAUUUGCAUGUUAGUUAGAAAUCUAGCUGAUUGCUUUGUGUUUUUUACCACCUUAGUUCCACAGUGGUGGUUUCUUUUGCCCCUGUAAAUUUGUUGAGAUUUGGGUGACUUCUGGUUUGUUAAUUUGCGAUUGGCUGCCAAGCUAAGAUCUCUCCAACAAGAG
Messenger RNA from Ilex paraguariensis (yerba mate), 1291 nucleotides. Lineage: Eukaryota; Viridiplantae; Streptophyta; Magnoliopsida; Aquifoliales; Aquifoliaceae. The record is from the annotation of a GenBank genome assembly.